Molecule: messenger RNA, 7490 nt
Organism: Caenorhabditis auriculariae
Lineage: Eukaryota; Metazoa; Nematoda; Chromadorea; Rhabditida; Rhabditidae
Source: the annotation of a GenBank genome assembly
AUGGGUUGCACCGUCUCAUCCGAUGGGACCAAAUUUGCUCCAUCGGAACUCGACCUGAUUUGGCGCCGGAUGAGCAUCGAUGGACGGCCGCAAAUCCCAAAUCUCGACAAAAAUCGGUGGAAAAUUUUCAGUUUAUGCAAGAAAAAUGCGAGGAUUUGUUUAGAAAUUGGAAGAUUUUGAGAAUCGUCCUCGUCUCGACCUUCAAAGAUUUCCGCAAUGAGAGGGCUGCCAUUCAUAAAUUGGCCAGUUUUCGAAUGAAAUUUUGAAAAAUUCAAUGAUUUUUUUGAAGUUAGGACUUUUUUGAAUUUUUUGAAAAUUCCGGAUUAAGUUUGAAUAUUUCAGAUCGAGGAGGAACUACAGCCAAUCGCCUCGAAAAGCAAGAUUUUCCUUCAACUCGAAGAUUUCAACUCGGUAUUUUUUUCAUUAAUUUUGAAAAAAAUUAUGGGCUCGCUGUAUAGUUUUUGGCGUAGAAAUAUUUAUUUUUUUCAAAAUUUAAAAUUUCUAUCAAUCGUUUAAAUAGCUUUUUUUUGUUGCAAAAAAAUAGAAAAAAAUGAGGAAAAAUGUUUGAAAAAAAUAGAUGUGGAAUCAAAAAGGGGAUCCGAUAAACCUGAAAAAAAGUAAUGUGUAGAAAACAGCCUCUAAAAAUAUGAACAAGUGCGCUCUAUUGAUAAUUUUUUUCCUUUUUGAACGGGAUUUUUUUAUGAAAAAAAUUUAUUUAUUUUUUUCUCUUGUUUGUUCUAAAAGAAAAUAGCUUCCAUUUUUCGGGUCUUAUGUGCUCCGUGGAUACUUUUUCACCUAGAUUUUCACAUCUCCAAAAAUAUCGACUUUAGGGCUCAAAAUCCAACUAUGACGAAAUUUCUUCGGUCUACAUGUUGGCUCAUUGUAUCCGGGAGGCAAAAAGUCACGAUUGGGCCUAUAUUCAUCUUCUGGGGUUAGUUUUAAGCUUCAGUUUUUUUUUCAAUAUAUGGUUAUAAAAAGGGUCUGAAAAAGAAGAGCAACGGGAAAGUUUGAAAAAAAAAACCUCAUUUUUGACGAAAAAAGAGGAAAAAAAAAUUGAUUAGAUCAGCUUUUUAGGGACUCGAAAAAAUUAAAAAAUUGAAAAAUUGAAAACAGUACCUUUGUAACCUAUUUUAGGCCAGGAAAAUACUUGGAUUUUUUCGAUUCUACAUGAAAAUUGAGCUAGUCCAGCUCAUAUUACUGGUAAAAAAUUGAAGAUCUCAAGUCGAUUUUUAAUUCAAAAGUUACAAAACCUCAGGUUAGUCAGUUAUUCAUCUCGGGAAUCUCAAAAAUUCAGCUCCAUUUGACAAUUUGAAGACAAAUAAGCCAUGAAAAAAAAAAUAAUAAAGACAAGAUCUGCACUUCCGUCUGAUCCAACGCGCGGAUUCGGGAAAAAUAAAAGCGAGAGAGAGAAAAUAGAUCCCACGGAUGGAAACAGCUUUAAGCUUGAAGGAGAAGCCGCGGCAAGCCAAACCGGUCGCUUUUUUCGUCCCCCCUUCUCGAGGGAGAAAAGAUAAAGUGAAACGAAUGUGAUAGGGUCAAACAGGUAUUGGCUUUGGUUGGUGUAUGGCCAGAAAGGGAGGGCUGAUUUUGUGGAACAAACGGCGACUUUCGACGGCCAGAUCCUUUUUGUCUCUCGACUUGACCGCCCCAGGCGCUUGUCUUGUUUAAUCAAGCCUGUUUUCCAUAUGCGGAUGGAUGAGGAGCGGAUGACGUCCUCACAGUUUAAUCGCGUCUGAUCGCGGGUCCCAGUCGAAUAAGGGAAGGGAAAGUGGUCAUUUUAGGGACCGAGUCUAAGUUUUUUUUUGUUCAGAGUUCUUUGAGAGUUUUGAAAAUUUGAGAGAUCUUUCAAUGUAUUCCUUGAGAGGCAACUGGGGUCACUUAAACGGCUCCUUAGCACGCCAAUGAGGAGCGGAAGUAGUCAUUCUAGGGAUCUGAACAUUUCCGUUCGAAGAUAAUUCGAAAGUUUGAGAGAUCUUCCAAUUUAUUCUUCGAUAAGCAACUGUGGUCACUUAAGUGGACCCUUAGCGAGCCAUUCUAGGGAUCUGAAUAUUUCCGUUCAAAGAUAGUUUCAAAAUUUGAGGGAUCUUCCUAUUUGUUCCUUGAGAAGCACCUGUGGUCCCUAAAGUGGGCCCUUAGCAAGCCAAUGAGAAGUGGAAGUGGCCAUUUUAGGGAGCUAAAUAUUUCCGUUUUAAGAUAUUUUGAAAAUUUAAGAGGUUUUACAAAUUAUCCCUUGAGAAGCAAUUUUGGUCACUUAAGAAGACCCUUUGUAAAGAAAAGCUCGAUUUCAUACGAUGAGAAGUGGAAGUAACCAUUUCAGGGAUCUGAAUAUUUUCUGUCAACAAUAGUUUGAAAAUUUAAGAGAUCUUUCAAUUUAUCCCUUGAGAAGCAGCUGUGGUCACUUAAGUGGUCCCUUAGCAAGCCAUUAAGGAGCGGAAGUAGCCAUUCUAGGGAUCUGAAUAUUUCCUGUCGAAGAUACUUGGAAAAUUUGAGAGAUAUUCCAAUUUAUAUCUUGAGAAGCAAUUUUAGUCACUUAAGAGGACCCUCAGCAAAGAAAAGCUGGGUGUCAUUAGAUGUGAAGUGGAAGUGAUCAUUUUAGCGAUCUGAAUAUUUCUGUCAAAAAGAAGGUUGAGAUAUUUUCCUUUCAAGAGGAUUUUUGAGAAGCUACUUUAACCACUCCUAUUAUUUCUGUGAGAGCUACAUUGCAAAAAAGUUAUUUUGAAGCGUUCCAAAAUACAACCUCAAUCCGUUUUCAGGGAAUGUGUCGGUUACAUACUCGAAGAUACGUUCAAAGACGACCGAUUCCUGAAACGAAACAACCUUUCUGUGGGACUCAGUCUCAAUGAAAUCGCCCUAGGUCUGGCUGGCUUCAGAACUUUGAACUGUAAAUCGACCUCUUUUGAACUUGUCGAGUAAAACGCUGACUUUGAGCCCUAUUCCUUCACCGAAAUCCGGCGUUUCUGGACGAAAUCCCGUUCAAUGUCCAGUCCUUCACUGAUGACGAGGUUCUUCGUCAAAGAGCCAUAUACUUUGCCGCAAACGUCAAAAAUAAUGCCAGGGUAGGGUUUUUUAUGCAUUCAAAUUGAAUACCAAUAGCGUGAACCACGAAAAAAUCAUCAAAAAAAUAUUUGUAGAAAAAAAAAUCGCAAAAAAGCGUAAACUUGAAUUUUCCGCCACGUUCAGAUGAAUUUAUCAUAGCUGUUGCCACAGGUAGGCUCUCUGACGCUUUGAAACGGUAAAAUUCGCUUCAAAUAAAGGUAGCCGCUUCGCGACCGCAUCGCUCCGCCCCAUUCUUGCUUUCCAUACCUAUUCAGGAACGCCAGAGUGGCCCCUAUAGGGAUUAAGGAAAAAAACAGCCCGUAGAGGCGGUAAAAGUGCUCACUGUAGGGAUAAAAUGGGGUGGUUCCUGUAGGGAUUUAGGGUCUGACCCUUAAGCUCCUAAGUUUCAAGUGGCCCCUACAGGGUCUUCAGAUUUUUUGUUCAGAUUCAAAAUUUAAAAGGGAAGCUUGAUCCUUUAUUGAUAUUUCUCAUUCGAAAAACGGCAUUUUAUUCAUUUUUUCGCAUAAGUUAUCGAUUUAUAAACGACCGGCAUGAUUUCCUAUAGGGGCCACUUUUGCAUAUUCAGUGCCUCUUAUAGGGGAGGCAAAGUGGUCCCUAGAAGGGCCCCUAAUGUUGUCCCUAUAGGGUCCUCUUAAGUGUUUCUAAACGAGCUCUAGCGACAAUUAAGAGAGUUUUUCAGCCGACGGCCUACAAGGAGUACAGCGUCAAGACCGACGGCAUGAACAAUCCGCAUUUCAAGCAAAUCGUCCUGACCGGUCUCGAGCCUAUGCUCAGUGCCGUGGAGCAACUUAUCCGCUCGGCCAUUUCUCAAUCCUAUCCGUCUCCAUCGCCUCCGUUGGGCGGCGCCGAACUUUUGGCACAGUAUUAUUCGAAUAUUUCUCUUCCUCACGUGGAGAGCGUCGUUCGGCAGGUAUCGGUCUCUCCUUCAAGUUUUUGGUGUGUCUUUCAAAGGAGCAUAGACGUUUUCCAAGUAAUCUUAAGCCAUUCAAGAAUCCUGAGCCUUAAAAACAACUCUCCAGUCCAGCUUGUUCGCUCCACCGAACUAGGCUUCUAAUUUGCUGAGCCUUCUUAGACUGAGCUCAGUUUCAGGUCCAAGAAAACGCCUCCCGACCAGGAAUUACUGUAGUUUGUGGCAAUUACGGUAGCGGGAAGACAGCUGUGUGUAUGGAGCUACGAAAUAAACUCCGGCCAGAACCAAUUUGGAUCUCUGCCAGGCCUGGAAUGAAUUCUGAAGACGUUCUGAGGGACGUCGGACGACGGGGGAAAGUUAUUGUGAGCUUUUAGAGUAUCGGACGGCUCCAGUGGUCACUUCAGGGAUUUAAAUAGAUCUGACAGCAUUAAAGUUUUCACUAUAGUAGGCUUGGAAAUUAGUGAUAGUUCAAAGGGCAACUUUAAGGCCUAGCACCAGCUAUAGUUGUCACUAAAGUGGUUAGAGAUAAGGGACCGCUAUAGGAAUUUUGUAAAAAUUUACUUUACUUUCUUACUGUAGUAGACAAGGAUAUGACCAAAAUGGCCUCUUUAGGGGCGUCUUCAAGCUUGAGUGGUCACUAUAAAAAAAAAUGGUUAUUAAAGGAGCAUACAACUCUCUUCAGAACAUAUCCUGACCGGAAAAAUUACAAAAAACUCAUUUUUUCAGGUAUAUGAAGACGUCAGGCAUAAGAUGACGUCCGUGGUGAUUAUCGACGAUGCGGACUUGGUAAGAUUUGAUAUUUUUGAAAAAAGGGCUCAUUUCAACGCUGGUACUGUAAUUCCUCUCUCUUUGAUCGUUAAAAGACAUAUUUUUCAAAAAUCAAUGAUUCUUUGAAUUUUAUGACGAGUUGAUGAAAAUUCUGGAUAUUCAGCUAGGAAAGGAGCUUCUGAAGGUGGUCGAGGAGCUGUCAGAACGGGCUUCAGUGGUGGUGACGGUGCGGAAAAGCAAACCUUCCAUGAAAUUUUCAAAUUGCGAGAUUUUCGACCUACCGCCCAUGCCGGAAGCUGUAGCUUUGGUACGUUCUGGUUUUUUUUUCUAAAGUUCAAAAAAGUUAUCAAAAACCUGCUAAAUAUUCGAAAAAUAAAUCUGGACGCAUUGAGAAUGGCUCGAGGGCAUCAAAAAAGUAAGAAGAAUUCAUAGAAAAAAUAACUUUAGACGGUUUUCGAAACAGUUAUUUGGAAAGCAGUGCUACCGUAACACCUGUAGCCAUUCCAAAUGCGACCAAAGGGUCCUAGAUGCGUAGAGUCAAGUAUGGAAUAAAAUAAGUGGAACCACCUAAAAAGAUUUUUUUUUGAGUCCUAUUUAUUUUUUUCAGCGGAGUGUCGUUUGCGAAAAUGAAGAAAAAAUAUUUUUUUUGGAUUUUUUUUUCAGUUAUUGAGUUUUAUACAAAAAUACACUGAUAAAUGUUAGUUUUCUGAAAACUGGCCAUAGUCUCAAUUCAAAUUGUGCAAAAUAGAAAAAUUGAUUAAUCAAUGCAAAAAAAAUGAUCCUACGUUUGCAACUUCGAAAGUUAGAGAGCGUUGAAAAAUGAGAGGGCAUAAAUUUUUUUUCUCUGAGAACCCUCUUGUCUACCCGUCCUCUCUAGCUUUCGAAUAUUCAAUCAGGGAGUUUUCAAAACCAAAGUUAUUUUCCGGAAUUUUAAAAUUCACAGAAAAGACUGGCCCGAUGGCUGGAUGGCCCCUUGGCUGGCGACGGACUUUCCUCGCCAGAAUCUGUACAAAAAGCUGAAAAAAUCCUGAAACUUUCUUCGAAAUCGGAACCGAAAGAUAUUGAGGAAGGUUUUCGCUUUUCAAUUUUAUUAUUUUAUGUGUUUUCAACAGGAAGGAAGGAGAAUUUGGGCUGGAACGAGUGGAAAUGUCGAAUAAUUGGUUCCCUGAGUCGAUUAGGAACAACGGAUGAGAAAUGCGCCAAUUUGGUGAAUAUCAGUACUUCGAGGUAAGAGUGAGAGAUCAACGGCGGCCUGAAGAGACGCCAGAAAAAUCAGGCAGUUUUGUUUCUCUGGUAUCUCUUUAAUAUUCUGUUGUCACUGGCAUCUUUUUUAUCGGCGCUCGGGAAAUCGCUCGAAGCGUCGCGGUCGCUUCGCGGUUGGAAUAAUUUAGCUUUUGGGACAUUUUUUUUUCAUUUUUGAACGGAAAUUUCGAAUUUUUUGUAGAAAAAAAAUUAGCUUCAAACGAAAAUUUGAUGGGGACCAAAGUCCAAUUUUUUAGGGACCUUGAGAAAAACUAUUGGUUCUGAAAAAUUUUGAGAAAUUAAGCUAUUUUUAUUCCUUAUUCUAAGGAAAAUGUCGUUUUUCGGAUUUAUCUGUUCUUCUUUUCUCAAAAAUCUUAUCAUUUUGCCUUCUUGAAGAAGUUCUCCAGGAUAAAAGACAUAGAAGGACUUUGAAAAGACCCUUUUUUGGUCAUUUCGAACUCUGACAGCUUUUUAAUUUAUAUUAAUUAAUAUAAUUAUCAUCCAGAGUAUGCGAAGCCGAAGUUUGUCUGAUGGAAACGGAAGGCCGUGGACAUUUAUUGAUUGGGAUAUUGUGUUUUCUGACGAUCGUUGAGACCGGCUUAACUGAGACGGAACUCCGGAGCCUGCUUGCUAAAGAGGAUCACGUUUUACCGAGUGGAUUUCGCAAGAAAAUCCUCCCUUUUGGUAGGAAAAUCCUUUUUUUCUGUUCAAAACGUUUUCCUGGGAUGUUAGGAGCCUUAUAUGGUUUCAAAAAAUCUAAUAUUUUUCAGAGCUAAAGAAAUAAAGUUUAAGGACCAGAAUAGCUUGAACAAGAUGCAUUUGAAAAUUAGAAGAAAUUUUAAAAAGUAUCAGCGUCGCUUCAUAUAAUUAAGAACUUCAGAAUGGUCGCUAUAGGGGCAAACUUAAGGGUCUUUGGAGGAUCACUCUAGGGACCACUUUACCAAUCCCUAUAGGGACCACUAAAGCUUGCAAAAGUGAUCCCUAUAGGGGUUUUAGUUAGUGGCUUGUUAUGAACUCAAAGCGAAGAAGCGUUUCCAAGGGAAAAACUGAAUUUAUAAGCGUUCUUCGAAUGAAAUUGAAAACCUCUAGAGGGCCCACUUGAGCUUUAGGGGCUAAGGGGUCAGACCUUAAACCCUAUAAAGACCACCUUAAUUUUACUUCGAUAGGGAGCUCUCUAGAAUAUUUAUUUCAGAAUAUUCCUUGGAACCUUAUGGGAAAACUCUUGGCCAAGUUUCGGCCCUCCGUUGGCGUUUUUGUGCGUUGAGAUUGGCCCAUAUUCUUCUCAAAAUCGACGAUGAUUCGAACCAUUUUCUCCUUCCUUCGGUCUUCAAAAGAAUUGUUUGUAAAAGGUGCUCUAAAACCUUUGGAAAAAAAAAAGAAAUGCUCGGUUUUCAGGUAUUUGCACUCGGCAAACAAUCGAAACCAUUUCAAAUCGCGUUUGGGACACGUUAUCAUCGAACGGCCGAUGCCGUGGACCCAGCAUCGACUGGCAGAAAUCGCUUUUUAUUUGUGA